AUGGACUCGAGGAAUAAAGGAAAAGAACAUGCCCAAAAUGACGAUACAGAUCCAACUCUGCCUGAGCUGGCAGCUGAAUACCCCACAUCGAAAGUUGCUGAGUCGUCUGAAAAAGAUCAAGCAGAAGAUGGUCUUGACCUAGGCUCGCUAACUGUUAAAGUACCUUGCCACCACAUCCGUUUAGGCGACUACAUCAUUCUUCAAGGCCGCCCAUGCUCAAUUAUUAAAAUAAUGACGUCCUCGAAGACCGGUCAAUACUUUUAUGAAGGUUGUGAUCUUUUCGAUAGGCGACUUUACACAGGAUAUUCUUUUAUCUGGAGUCCUGCGCCUCGCAUUGCUGUUCAGUCUAUGCUGGGCCCUGUCUUCAAGCAAUAUCGAGUUUUGCGGUUGGAACAUGGAAUGGCAGUUAUCAGUGGUGAGAACGAAGGUGAAUACCCAGGGGUCAAGAUUCUUCAGAACCAAAGUCUCUACUCACGACUUGAGAAUGCGCUUAACUCCAAUCGUGAGUUUGUUAUUGUCGUGGUACUCGAGCACGAACACGAAAAGCUCGCUGUGGAUCUGAAGGUCAUUGAUACAAGCUCACCAGAUGUCAAAACCGAGAAGUCACUUCAUGCAGCUGUUAGGGGUAAAAGUGACUCGGAAUUCGAAAUCCAGCUAUUCCAGUUCGCUGAACGCCAUAGUGACAUUGAUCAAUUGGACCAAAGCGGCGAGACUGCUCUGGACAUUGCUGUGUCGAUGCCACAAUGGUAUGACAGAGCCUUGAUGUUAUUGAAGGCUGGUGCAUCGCCAACUGCGCAGCUGGAAGAGCCCUUCAUCUCCCUUCUCAACGCAGCAGCGGAGGGGAGUAUAGAGAAACUUGAACAACUAUUCCAGAACAAUGUGAAGCUCAACAGACGCGAUCGUCUUGGGUAUACGGCUCUCCACGAGGCUGUUUAUUUUGGCCAUUUUAGCGCUGUUGAGUUUCUGGUGGCAAACGGGGCUAAUGUCAAUGCAAUUGUGACCUAUGGAGGAGAUACAGUCCUGCAUGUGGCUGUCCAAAAAGGACUACAGCAUCGAUAUUAUCUUGAUGAUGCUCGGGCACAGUCUCCACGUCUAAGUCAAGAUCAUAUCAAGAUAAUAGGCUUUUUAGUGCGGCAUGGGGCCGAUACGAAGAUGAGAAGAAAACGUGGUCAUCUAACAGCCGCAGAGCUCGUGUCUCAAGAGCUUAGGAGGCCCAAAAAGUAUCAGCCUGAUGAGAUAUGCUAUCUCCAACGAAUACUUAUCAUGCUAAGUACAACCUCGUAUAGUCAACAAACUGAGGAGGUUGCAGGUGGUGAACUAACAGUGGAUGAUGAAUUGAUAAAACUCAGGGGUGAGUUUCGAAACUCAAGUUGCAAGAGCUCAUACUUCGAGAUGCCUGUUGCAGAUCUACUCAUCAGUUCACGAAACGACCUCAACAGAAUUAUUCGCCAACACAGAGAGGACGUUUAUGACAGCAUGUCAAGGAUAAAUUGGGUAUGGGUUCAUUUGCCGGCAAACCUGAAAGACUGGGUUGAGGAUGCAAUCUACAAGCUUACGUAUACCGAGAAAACCGUCUUGAAAGAGUACUAUCACGCUGUUCAAAGAUUUAUUUCUGGAUCAUUCAAUGAAGUUAGAGGACCUAUUGCAGGUUCACACUCUCGAAAGCCAUGCUUUCAUCCCCAGCCUGGAUCUCACAACGAAAUAUUCUCUCUGGUGGUCCCGUAUCUUGACGCAGAGAACCUCUACUGUUUGCAUAACCUGGAGAGAGUGGUAGAUGGCUGCUCUGACUCCAAAGACUGCAACAAAACAUAUUCCAUCAUGGACAGAUUGAGGGCUAGCUACUCAAGAUUUAGUUGGCCAGUGGACAGGCUACAUACACCCCUUACACUUGACCAAUCCUAUAAUCUCUCUCUUGGGAGGUCAGAAGAACGAGAUAAAGAUCAAGUGGUCGUCAAACAUUUCACUACUUCGGAACAGUCAGUGCAUGGAGGUUAUUUGCGGAGGAGCAGUGAAAGAGGGGCAAUAGGCCAAUACAAAAGAAGCAAGCUUAUUAUGGUGAAGCAGAUAUGGAUAUGGAAAGUUGAUGACACCUCUACCGAUCGUCGGCAUCGAGACGGAACAGAGCUUCGGGAAAAAAUGUUCCAAGCUACGGGGAGUAACCCCCCUCGGUCUUUAGGUUUAACAGUUUCCCACAUAUUGAGCUGCAUUACUCAAUUUAUUAAUGAGCCGACAAACGCCGGAUUGGACGAAAGUCCGUUGCGAAUAUUUGAGCAAACAAUCGCGAAAUUGGCAAGUCGAGAAGCCCAAAAUUAUAGAGACUUUUACGAUUGGCAGAAGCGUUUGACAGACCUAUCGGGUCAGGAUCUAAAAGAGAACCAAGACAUCCUCAAAAGAAGAGAAGAAGCAAUGAAACGUAUCCAGCGGGAAGUUUGCGAUAUAACGAAAGAAUCCGGUGACCUUCUGCAGAUUAAGGACGUCAGACAUGAAUUGACAAUGAUUUGUGGGGUCCUUGACGGUCAAUGGAUGUCCAUCAAAGAAUACGCAGAUCAGAGAAUACUAGCCAUUGAGGAGAGAAUCAAUGGCAUCGAGGAAGCAAUGAAGGAUGAAGAGGAAAGUAUGAAUGACAAUGAGGAGAAAUUACAACGAGAUCGAGACAUACUGCACGAUGAGUGGGCAGAACUGGAAAACGCCAUCGACAAUGUCAAGUCACAGCUAUCAAAGGUCAACUCUCUGAUAAAAAAUGCAUUUUCAGUAGAGGAAUCGAUCAAAAGCCUACUAGAUUUGAAGCAGAAGCAGGGCAGUCUUAUGGCUGUGCGGGAUACUCAAAGUCUCACGAGAACUGCUGAUUCACGGGCAAGAGAAGGCGAACGGCAAAGUCAGCUCCUGCUGAUCUUCACGAUAAUUACUGUUUUCUUUACCCCUGUGUCAUUCACGUCCGCUUUCAUGGCUAUUCCGACCAAAGAUUUCCCACACAAUGGCGAAGGGGAAGUUUCAUGGGGAUGGGUGCAGGUGUUUCUUGCAAGUCUUAUUGCCGAGCUUUUCACGUUGCUCUGUGUAUCGCCAUGGAUAUUCUCUGAGCUGCAGCUUUGGUAUCAUCGAUCUGGAUCCGAAUCCUGGAUAGCCUUGCUCAAGUGGGAAAAAAAGGACAAGAAACGUAGGGAUUCAGAAGCUCGAGCAGGGGGAGUACACUGA
Fusarium mangiferae is the source of this 3192-nucleotide messenger RNA. RefSeq lists its product as uncharacterized. The transcript has 11 exons. The record is from RefSeq and is a predicted model, not a curated record. Bases 1 to 3192 code for a protein of 1063 amino acids. NCBI's taxonomy places the organism in Eukaryota, Fungi, Ascomycota, Sordariomycetes, Hypocreales, Nectriaceae. Gene Ontology annotation, molecular function: protein binding.